AUGUCUGCCCGUUCUCCUGAUCCUUUCGGCCAAAAAAUGCCCUCCGGGGAGGGGGGUGAAAACCCCGCCUUUUCUAUUUCUUCUUCGUCGGAGGAAGGACCCUACUUCUCCCCCUCGGGCAAGCUCUUAGAACGGCCCAAGAAAAGGGGCAGAAAAGAGGUUUCGUCUUCUGCGAGGAGUGGUUCUCCUUCCUUAUCUGAAGGACGAGAUCCGGAUGACCAGUGGGGACCUAGUACCUUAAGCGAAGUAGAUCUAGCUAACUUAGUUCGUGACAUAGGCCUCCCUACCGAUGUCGAGUUAAUUCUGCCCUCGCGAGAUGAUCGCCCUCUAAACCCUCCUUUAGGCUUUAGUACCUGGUUUUCCGAGCAGUUCUACUUUGGUCUUUCUUUCCCUAUCUCGCCUUGGUUCUCUGAAAUCGCCCAACUAUGUAAUGUAUCCCUCAACCAAUUCCAUCCUCACGCUAUAAUCAUCAUGACCGGAUUUCGCAUGUUGUGCGCCUGGUCGGGGGUGAUUCCUACACCAGCUCGCUUUCGAAGCAUCAUGGUUUUAAAGAAUUCGAGUCCCUUUCAUAUCUCCAUCUCGGCCCGUCCGGGUUUCAAAAUACUGAUGCCACCUAACAAAACCGAUGGGUGGCAAGGUCACUAUUUCUUUGCCAGGAACCCUGUUGACACCCCCUAUUUGUGUCCUUGGCUCGCCACCCUGCCCGAGAAGAAAAGGGGGAAACCUUUGGCGAUUGACGAAUGUUUAUUAAAAAUGAUAACCCACUUUCAACCGAGCUACGGCGUCCCGGAUAGCCUCACUAGCUUUCCGCCGAUGCUUCGCCACUUCUAUUUUCACGACAACGGCACGUACUCCCUAACCCGGGAAGAUUUAGGUGGGUUUGGUUGCGAUACAUAUUUAAGGAUGAAGAUGAUGUUCCGAGGCGACAAACCGGCUACUCGUCCCUCCGAGCCGGAGCCUGGAUUCGACGCAUUCGAGUUCCAGCGCCCUCUGGUCGCUGAACCUGAAAAGCACUCCUCGGAGGAGGGAUCUUUAAGACCCAGGCCUCCCAAGAAAAACGCCGCACCUCCUCGCGCCCGAGGUGGACCACGGACUGAGGAUUCUGAGCCUCCCCGGCGGUCUUCCGCCAUAGUUCUGGCCUCGUCGCCACCUCCUCCUCCAACCGAAGAAACGGUGGAAAAAGAAACUGCUCCGAAGAAGCGGAGAACUGACCUGGCCCUUGGGGCGGCUGGAUCGUCUUUGCCUGCCGGUUUUGGGCUUCAUCUUUGCCAAAACGCGGAGAAUGCCAUUGCCGCAUGUCGGUCUUUGGCCUUUCCCACCGACAUUGCCCAUUUCGGGCAGAUGAGUAAAGGCGACCGUCUCGAGCUACUUCUUCACAACAUUACGCAGCAAUUCGCCAUCGCUUUCUCGGGUCCUUUGGGAUGGGAUGAUGUCUCGCGUGAGGCAUACGAUAACCAAAAGAAGGAGGUGACUCAACUUCGAAAGGAAGUUCGAGGCCUGAAGGAGAGUUUGGCGAUGUCGGAAUCGUCGAAGGAAGGGCUGUUCUCCGAGGUGAAGAGGCUGCAGGAGAGGGAGAAGAUCUUACAGGCGGAGAAAGACUCCCUGGGUUCUCACGUCGCCAGCCUAGAAGAAAAAGCCAAAGGACUUUCCAACGAGCUGUAUGCAGCCGGGGUACAGGCCUCUACUAAUUUUGCCGAGGGGGUGAAAGAAGGACAGAGAUUGUUCCCGGGGUCGCCCGAGGGUCUCCGUUUUAUCGAGGAGUUCGUUCGUCGUUUCUUUCACCGGUUAUGGCGUUCGACUACUUUCACCCGAGAAGCUUCGGGGUUGGCUCGUUUCUUCUUCUCCUCGGCGGUUGCAGCCGUUCGAAAGAGGUUAUGUGGUGCCAGCAUCGAGUUCCCGUUGGUGGAAAGUGAACUGGCCGAAGACCUUCCCGAUGACGUGAUCCCGGGUUUUGAGGGGGACGUUAAUGAGGACCCUAACUUGGAAUGGUGGAGGCCGGUUUACCAGGGCCUCGUUGAAGAGUUUACCCGUCAAGGAGCCAUUACGGACUUUGUCGGGGACAUUGGGGCCCUUGGAACGGUGGUUAGUUCCGAAGAGGCACAGCCAAGCCUCGUUCCGCCGCCCCCUCCGGAUGCUGAGAAUCGAAGUGAAGCGGGUGCAGCAGUUCCGAAGUGA
Messenger RNA from Erythranthe guttata (spotted monkey flower), 2175 nucleotides. The record is from RefSeq and is a predicted model, not a curated record. Lineage: Eukaryota; Viridiplantae; Streptophyta; Magnoliopsida; Lamiales; Phrymaceae.